GAUAUGAUAGUAUUUAAUUUGUGGUUUUAUCAGGCUUGUGGCAAAGAUUUUCUUCUUGUGGUCAAGUUAUGCUUGGCGGUAAAGACAUCCCUUUUCUUUUCAUUAUCCACUCAGGGUCGGGGGGACACGUCUAGCGCGUUUGAUUGACAGCGUCAGUGGGCGCUUUUACUAACUUGGUUAAUUUGGGUAACAUCCUUCUUUCUAUUUACAAGUUCACUCACUGGCACCACGAAGUCUUGGUUGACAAAUUAAAUUAAAUUGAUUAAAGAUGUUUCUGGCUAAAAGACUCAUUGGUGGCAUUCUUGAUGUUGUAAGCAAUAUUGAUCCAGCUGCUUUUGUGCCCUCUGACCCACCCGCACCACGAAGGCCACUUGCAUAUGCAGAGCAGAGUGAGAGUGAUGAGGAAAGACAGUUUCGCAAAGUCUUCCAGCAGUUGGCUGGAGAUGACAUGGAGAGUGACAGCACUGGAAAGCUUGGAUUUCAUGAGUUCAAACACCUCUGGAACAAUAUCAAGAAAUGGCAGGGUGUGUAUAAGACUUAUGACACUGAUGGCUCCGGGGUUAUUGGUGCAGAUGAGCUUCCCAACGCUUUCAGGGUUGCAGGCUUCCGCCUCAACGACCAGCUGUUCCAGAUGAUCAUCCGCAGAUACAGCGAAGAGAAUGGGGACCUGGACUUUGACAACUACAUUGGCUGUCUUGUGAGACUGGAUGCUAUGUGUCGUGCCUUCAACACCUUAGACAAGGAUAACAAUGGAACCAUCAAGGUCAAUGUUCAAGAGGUAAGCAUGUCACACUUACAAGCUGUACCAAUGAGAUGGUUUUCUGAAUGUAAUUAGCCUAGCAAAGCUACUUUGGUUAUCGGCAUCACUGUACAAUGUGUUCCUAUCACACGAGGUCAAAACCCACCAUUGUACAGGGUUGAUGUCAAACAAUUGUUUUAAUUUGUUUCUUUGCAGUGGCUCCAGUUGACCAUGUACUCCUGAGCUUAGGACAUGCCUACAGGUGUUUAAAAUACCACUCCAUUUCUCUCUACUUCAUGCUGUGUUUUAGACCACUCCAUGGACGCCCUGUGCCAGUCAACCAGUCCCCCAGUGUAUGCAGGUUUCUCUACAUUAUUUGCAAACUACACAAUGUGAAUAUAGCUUUUUCAUACAACAAAAGGGGAGUUGUAGACUAACGUGGGAACUAAAAGCUGCACACACAGUGGUUCUAUGGGCUGACAUUGAGAACCUCUGGGCCAUUCGAUGCUGGUCUUGCAUUCAACCAAGAGUAUCUGCUUGUUUUCCUUUUGAAUUGAAGAAAAGACAGCCAUAGUCUGUGUAGAGGUUCUUUCCAAUAGCUCUCAAAUGGUAAUCAUUUACAAGCCAUUUCUGAAAUAGUCUAUAACUGUGACACAUAAUAAUGCCAGCACAAUGUUAGUUUUUAUGUCUAACAAGAAAAAUGUGGUUUGUGCCAUUGCUUCAUGAAACCAACAGAUGCCAUUAAAGGAUUUGGUAACUGUUGCCAUAAGUCACUGAA
Molecule: messenger RNA, 1517 nt
Organism: Salvelinus sp. IW2-2015
Lineage: Eukaryota; Metazoa; Chordata; Actinopteri; Salmoniformes; Salmonidae
Source: RefSeq, a predicted model, not a curated record